Molecule: messenger RNA, 744 nt
Organism: Cuscuta campestris
Lineage: Eukaryota; Viridiplantae; Streptophyta; Magnoliopsida; Solanales; Convolvulaceae
Source: the annotation of a GenBank genome assembly
AUUAAGGGCCACGUCAAAUUUGAGUCAUCUCUAUCUAUUUCAAAAAUUUCAAACGAUUUCCAUUACUUUAGCGUUCUCUUCUUCUUCCGGUAACAUCCGAUACACGACUAUAUAUAUCCAACAAUCCCUCUUCUGCUCCCUACUUUUGCUUCUUCAAUCCUUAUCCUGAUCAAAGUAGGCAUGAUGAGUGUGACUGGGAAGUUGAUGUUUCUCUACGUUUUCUUGAAUGUGGUUUCAUAUAUAGUGAUAGCUGCGGGACCACCAACGUGUCCUGCUGCAGAUAUUUCUAGUGACUGUGAGAGUGAUUCCGGGGAAUGGGAUGGUGAAUUCUUCCCCGGAAUUUCCAAGAUCAAAUAUGAGGGUCCUUCUAGUAAGAACCCAUUGUCAUUUAAAUGGUACAAUGCCAACGAGGAAAUUCUGGGUAAAAAGAUGAAGGAUUGGUUUAGAUUUAGUGUUGCGUUUUGGCACACAUUCCGUGGCACAGGUGGCGAUCCGUUUGGCUCAGCUACAAAAUUUUGGCCAUGGGAAGAUGGCACUAAUUCACUUGCCAUGGCAAAGAGGAGGAGUAAGAUAUGACAUUCAACUCAGCCAUUUUUAGUUAAAGGAAAAUAACUUUCCGUAAACAAUACUUCCCAGCAUAAUAUUUUCCAUGGAAAAUAUGUUGUUUCAUGCAUAGCAUUUUGUUCAGCCGAUAACUAUAGAACACCAUCUAAGCUUCCUUCUAAACAAAGGGAUCCUAAAGUU